GGGCGAAUUUUAUUUGUUUUGUGCAUCAAAUUUGUAGUAGGAGGAAAAAGUGGUAUUUCUUGUAUUUCAUUAUCAGACAUUAUCUUCCUAGGUGUUAACUCCAGUUUACAUACCUAAAACUUUUUCCCCGGAGUAUGUGUGUAGGUCGAGUUCAGGUAUGGCUAAUCUGGAGUUGGAUCCACUGUUCCGUCGUGGGUUGCGGCUUCUGCAUUCACGGAGCCGGGACUCUGUGGAUCAGCUGAAAGCCAUUGUAGAUGAAGCAGUCAGACAGAGACAGGGAAAGACUAUACCUCCGAUGAGCAAGGAUCCAUUCAGUCUUCGUAGAGAAUCUCCAAUUCCACGAUCAAAACCUGGCAGUCCCAUUCCUGUUUCUAUUUCAAAGAGAGAGGAAAUUAAAAAGGAUAUGGAGCGAAAAUUGAAUAUGCGUGAUGAUGAUAUGAUAAUGCCCAAGAGGCCACGUUUAGACUCUCCAAGUGCAUUCAAGUCUCACACUCCUUCUCCAACACCAUCCAUUAAAUCUGAAAGUUCUUCUCGUAGUCGAAAGUCUGAUGAGAGUGAGUCAGAUACUGACAUGAAUGAUCUGGCUAUGGAAAUAAUGGAUGAGGUCAACUGCACAGUUUGCAAGAGCUUUGAGGUAUCUCCACGUAAUCGGCUGGUGGAGUGUCAAGAAUGUCACUCAUUAUACCAUCAAGAGUGUCACAAGCCACUUGUCACCGACCAAGAAGUCAAUGAUCCACGUCUUGUUUGGUACUGUGCCAAGUGCACUAAGACACUUAAAAAGCAGACUGCUAUGGUUAACACAUCUGGAAGUAGCAGCUUGAGUGGCACUCGAGGAGUUGGAGGUGGAGGAAUACCCAGCAUGUCAAGUGGGGGGAAGUCUGGAGGGUCACAUUCUCGUCCCACAACCUCGCCCCCUACUAAGGGUCUUAGUAGUCUUUCUCGUCUAUCACCCUUUGCUAACCUUUCUUCUGCUUCAGGAAGAAACUUAGGAGGCUCCAAUAACAGUGGUGGCAAUAAUAAUGGUAGCAACAAAUCAUCACUAUCAUCAUCAUCGUCGUCAUCAUCGGGAAAAUCAUCUGCACCAUCUAAUUCAAUGAUUUCAGCUGAAAGGAGAAUGCACUUAAUGAAAAAGAAAGCAGCAGCAAAAAUGGCAGAGAAACGAAAGUUGUAGCAAGAGAAUACAUUUGAUGUAGGAAAUUCCACUAAAAUGUAAUUUGUACAGAGACAUUAUAUAAGCUUUAAACUAUAUUGUACAUUAUAUGUACCGUAUUUCUUUAUCUUCCAAUUAUUUUAACUAAAUACUCAUAAAAUGGACCCGUGCCAGCUUAUGAAGUACUCAGUACUAGUUAUAACACUUAUAAUCUUGACUUCAGCAACAUGCUGAUAAUAAAUAAUUGGCUUUGUUUACAGUUUAUGCUAGUACUUGAUGUGCUGCAAAGAGCCAGUCAUUCACUUUGUUGUUGACAAAAAACAGUAUCACUUAUUAAAGAUUUCAUCCUGAUUAGCUUUAAAGAUAAUUAUAUACAGUAUUUAUUCUUGUAUUGUAAUUCGAACUUUAUCAUAUUGGCUUUUAUAAAUUAUCCAGAUAGUUAGGUUAUCAUCAUUUAUAUGAAGUUGAUGUAUAGCAAAAUUUAAUGUGUCAAGUUUGAUUGUUUUUUUAAUUUAGCUCAUCAGUUGUUAUGCAAUAAAUGGAGGUAAAGUAAAAUUUCAUGAUGUAUUGAUAAAUAUUUAUUGUGUAAGAAUAUUGGUGAGCUCAUUGUCAUAAGAAAUAAAAGAUAUACUGAAUGCAUAAA
Molecule: messenger RNA, 1793 nt
Organism: Cherax quadricarinatus
Lineage: Eukaryota; Metazoa; Arthropoda; Malacostraca; Decapoda; Parastacidae
Product: integrator complex subunit 12
Biological process (GO): snRNA 3'-end processing
Cellular component (GO): integrator complex
Source: RefSeq, a predicted model, not a curated record